AUUCCCACGCGAGUUCGGCAAACUUCCUUCUUUGUUUAGAACAUCGAGCAAAAUAUGGUCUCCUUAGUACUUCAGAAGCGACUUGCUGCCUCCGUUUUAAAAUGCGGGAAGCGUAAAGUUUGGUUAGAUCCCAAUGAAACUACUUCAAUUGGUCUUGCAGCUUCAAGAGCUAAAAUUCGAAAGCUUGUAAGAAAUGGUCUCAUCUAUCGGAAACCUAAUGCCAUGCAUUCCAGGAGCCGCGUGCUCCGUCGCCGGGACGCUGUCCGGCGGGGGCGGCACACCGGCCCUGGGAAGAGGCAUGGUACACGCGAAGCUCGGAUGCCCUCAAAAGUUUUGUGGAUUCGACGAAUGCGAGUCUUGCGAAGGCUACUUCGGAAGUAUCGAGAAACUAAAAAGAUCGACAAACAUCUUUAUCGCGAGCUUUACUUGAAGUCGAAAGGAAAUCAAUUUAAAAAUAAAAGAAAUUUGAUGGAGCAUAUUCACCAUCAAAAGCAAGUAGCCACACGUGCUAAACUUUUAGCGGAUCAAGCAGAGGCUCGCAGGCUUAAAGAUAAGACUCGGCGUGCUCGUCGUCAGGAAGUCGCUGCGGAUUUGACUCAGAAAAUGUUGUAGUGUUGCUUUUUU
Molecule: messenger RNA, 624 nt
Organism: Zophobas morio
Lineage: Eukaryota; Metazoa; Arthropoda; Insecta; Coleoptera; Tenebrionidae
Exons: 3
Coding region: 55-612 (185 amino acids)
Biological process (GO): translation
Cellular component (GO): ribosome; cytosolic large ribosomal subunit
Molecular function (GO): structural constituent of ribosome; RNA binding
Source: RefSeq, a predicted model, not a curated record